AUGAAAACCCCAUUUGCAAUCAGUUUACGCUCUGUUGAAGUUUCUCCGGCCAGUUUAUCAGGAUGGGUUUUGGCAACGGCUUUCAUGUACACUAUUUUCACUUUAUUGUUGAGCACCAGGUCUGUCAGUCCCACUGACUUCCAUCCGAGUUCGGGCCACAACACCUGGUUCAAUGUGGACAAUAGGGCACGCAAAUUAUCCUCUUUACCGUUCUUCCAGUUUGAUGAUUUGUCUGAAGCUUUAGUUGUUGGUCUAGUUGCUGGCUUUGAAGACGCUGGCUUAGGUUUUGGCUUUGGAGCAAUUACGUCUGCACAUCUCCGUUUGGCUUCCAAGAUCUGUUUGGAGAAGCCUCCAUUUUCGAGCAGCAAGUUAUAUGUUUCCAGGGCCUCUUUGAACCGCUCCAAAUGCUCCAAAGCCUCUGCUUUCUUGGCCACCAGUUUGAUCCAGAAUGACUUGACUGGUUUAUCGUCCAGGACCAACUCUUGCGAGACGGUCUUCGUUUGGGAAAUACCGCUUUCUGCCGCAGCCUCUAAAGCGUUGGUGAAGUCUCCCUUUGUGAAGUACUCUGAGCCCUUUUCUCUCAGAGACUGGAACUCGGACGGAGCCGGCGCUGACGACAAUGGUUUGGAUGCAGUUUGGAAAAGGUCGAUUCCUGGAUUAGAGGAUGCUGGAGGAACAGACGAAUCUGGCUCGUCAAAGUCCAGCAACAUUGGAGCUGGAGAAGACGCUGCCGGAGUGGCUGGAGAUUGCGACGAACUGGCGACCGACGGAGUGCGCGUGACUGGUCGCGAAGCCUGUUCCUGCGAUUUGGAUUUCUGGAUGCGUUCCUGCUCAAACCGUUUCACACGUUCGAUCUCUUCCUCUUCGGAAUAA
This is a messenger RNA of Ogataea philodendri, 873 nucleotides long. RefSeq lists its product as uncharacterized. The record is from RefSeq and is a predicted model, not a curated record. NCBI's taxonomy places the organism in Eukaryota, Fungi, Ascomycota, Pichiomycetes, Pichiales, Pichiaceae. The transcript is spliced from 3 exons. Bases 1 to 873 code for a protein of 290 amino acids.